Messenger RNA from Aedes albopictus (Asian tiger mosquito), 1243 nucleotides. It is a transcript of the gene Noa36, whose product is annotated as zinc finger protein 330 homolog. Gene Ontology annotation, molecular function: zinc ion binding. The record is from RefSeq and is a predicted model, not a curated record. Lineage: Eukaryota; Metazoa; Arthropoda; Insecta; Diptera; Culicidae. Gene Ontology annotation, cellular component: nucleus. The transcript has 2 exons. The coding region runs from base 188 to 1129 and encodes 313 amino acids.
CAGACGACGAACAUCAGUUUGUUCAAGUUUGGCAGAGAUUAGGGCAGGUACCGAGUGAAGUUGUGGAGCCUUGUGUUAAAUAAUUUUCAAUAUGCCAACGUUGAUAGUGCAGUAAAAAGUUAAAUUUAUCUUCCGAAGUGUUAUUUAAUUCGAAUUAGAUUCGAGACCGUUCCACUCAGCAUCGAAGAUGCCGAAGAAAAAGACUGGCCAGCGUAAAAAGGCUGAGAAGCAAAAGCUUCGCCAGAAGGAGAUUCGCAACCGCGAAUCGCAGCUACCGGAACAACCUUGCAACCUUCCGAUGGACUGCGAGAAAUGUGGCAGGAAGCAAAAGUCCCGUGCCUUCUGUUACUUCUGCCAGAGUGUUCAGCGCUUACCGAUUUGCGCCCAGUGCGGCAAGCAGAAGUGCAUGCUCAAGACCGGAGAUUGUGUCGUGAAGCACCCGGGAGUGUACACCACCGGGCUGCAGAUGGUCGGUGCCAUCUGUGACCAUUGCGAGGCCUGGAUCUGCCACGGGCGGAAGUGCCUUCAGUCGCAUGCCUGCACCUGUCCGCUAAUGGACGCCGUGUGCAUCGAGUGCGAACGUGGCGUUUGGGACCACGGUGGCCGGAUGUACAAGUGCUGCUUUUGCGACAACUUCCUGUGUGAGGACGACCAGUUUGAACAUCAGGCGUCCUGCCAGGUGCUGGAGUCGGAGUCGUACAAGUGUCAGUCGUGCAAUCGGCUGGGGCAGUACUCGUGCCUGCGGUGUAAGACUUGCUACUGCGAGGACCAUAUCCGCCGGAAGGGCUUCAAGUACGACAAGAAUAAGCCGAUUCCGUGUCCGAAGUGCAACUACGAUACGAACCAGACCAAGGAUCUGAGCAUGUCAGUUCGCAGCCACAAGUACGGUCGCAAGCGCCAGGACGGUAACGACGACGAAGACGACGACUACGUGUAUGAUGCCGAAUACACCGCCUACCGGGCCGCUGCCGAUCGUUACAAUGAGACCGAUUCCGACGAUGAUGAUGACGAUUACGAGGACGGUUCUGAUUCGGACGACGAUGACGAUGAUGAGUCCGACGAGGAGGAAGACGACGAUAAGGAAGAUGAAGCUAAGGCGGGAACUAGCGCCGAUAAGGGAGGAAAAUAGGAAGGUUCUUUCGAAAGGCCCACGUUCAUUGCGCAUUGGUGGUGCAAGUUUUUGUUGAAUUCAGUGAGAAGUUGUAUUCAAUAAAAAAUAACUCAGAAAUAUCCAUUAUCGAUA